This is a messenger RNA of Phascolarctos cinereus (koala), 5681 nucleotides long. The record is from RefSeq and is a predicted model, not a curated record. NCBI's taxonomy places the organism in Eukaryota, Metazoa, Chordata, Mammalia, Diprotodontia, Phascolarctidae.
CACGCCACGCCACGCGCGCCGGGCCGGGGGCAGGUGCAGCGGCCCCGUUUCAGCGGCGCUUUUGCGGGGGGAUCCAAGUUGACAGGAGUCGGUGCCCCUUUGCCCGGGGGUGGGGGCGAUCUGGUGCCAACCCCGGCAUCGGCCGUCGGGGCAAUGCCCAGUGCCCGGCCCCGAGCGCUGCGGGAGGCACCCCAGAGCCGCCGCCUCACUGGGGAGGGGGACCCUGCCGGGUGUAGAGCGCAGACCGAGGAUCGCUGCUGUGCUUGGGGGCCGUGGAGAGGGAGGCCGACCGCCCCCACCUCCACGUGGAGGGAGACGUCUUAACGUUUACCGAGUCCUCUAAGAGGCGAGAUCUUAGAGAUGCUGCAGUUUGUGAGCAGCCACGUGGGAGAGUUCCCAGACCUCUUCUCUGAUCAGCUGUGCAGUGGCGCUUUCCCGGGAGGCGGCGGGAGCAAUCCUGGCGCCAGCGCCGGUGCCAGCGGCAGCCCUGGCACCACGGAGAGCCCCUCCUCGCGGCCUUACGGCCAGGCGCCGGGGGCGGCCGUGUCGACAGCAGCUGCAGCUGCAGCGUCCUUCCCUCAGACUCCACCCGCACAGAUUAAAGCCCCCUCUGCCCCCGUGUCCACCCCUCCUCGGCCUGCGCCCCUGCUCCAGCCGCGCCUGCAGCCCCAGCCCCAGCCCCCGCUGCAGCAGCAGACUGUGAUGAUCGCCCCGACCUUCAGCACGGCCCCCCAGACCAGGAUCAUCCAGCAGCCCCUGCUGUACCAGAACUCGGCCACCAGCUUCCAAGUCCUCCAGCCUCAAGUGCCAAGCCUGGUGGCCUCCUCCCAGGUGCAGGCCCAGAGGGUGCUGACCCAGGCCGCCAGUGGCACCAUUCAGGCCCUGGCUCCAGCGACUGUGCAGACGGUGGCCGCUCCUCAGGUUCAGCAGGUUCCGGUCCUGGUGCAGCCUCAGAUUAUUAAGACAGACUCACUCGUUUUGACCACACUGAAAACCGAUGGCAGCCCGGUCAUGGCGGCAGUGCAGAACCCGGCCCUCACAGCUCUCACCACGCCUAUUCAGACCACGGCCCUCCAAGUGCCAACCCUGGUGAGUGGCGGCAGCGGGGCCAUCCUCACCACCAUGCCCGUGAUGGUGGGGCAGGAAAAGAUGCCCAUCAAACAGGUGCCCGGGGGCUCCAAGCCGCCAGAGCCCCCCAAGGAGGGGGAGAGAAGGACCACCCACAACAUCAUCGAGAAGCGCUAUCGAUCGUCCAUCAACGACAAGAUCGUCGAGCUGAAGGACCUGGUCAUGGGGACGGACGCCAAGAUGCACAAGUCCGGGGUGCUGAGGAAGGCCAUCGAUUACAUUAAGUACCUGCAGCAGGCCAAUCACAAGCUGCGACAGGAGAACAUGGUGCUGAAGCUGGCCAAUCAGAAAACCAAACUUCUGAAGGGCAUCGACCUGGGCAGCCUGGUGGACACCGAUAUGGACAUGAAGAUAGAUGACUUCAACCAGAACGUUCUGCUGAUGUCUCCCCCUGCCUCUGAUUCAGGCUCCCAAGCAGGCUUCUCCCCUUACUCCAUCGAUUCAGAGCCGGGCAGUCCUUUGUUAGAUGAUGCUAAGGUCAAAGACGAGCCCGACUCUUCGCCUGUGGCGCUGGGCAUGGUGGACCGCUCCCGCAUCCUGCUGUGCAUGCUCACCUGUCUGUGUCUCUCCUUCAACCCUCUGACGUCACUGCUGGAAUGGGGAGGGGCCCACAGCUCUGGCCAGCCGGCGCCCAGGGGCUCCAGCCGAAGCAUCCUUUCCUUUGAUUCAGGGGCCGGCGGCUGGUUUGACUGGAUGUUCCCAACCCUCCUCCUGUGGUCCUUGAACGGCUUGAUUGUCCUGAGCGUCUUCAUCAAGCUGCUGGUGCACGGGGAGCCCAUCAUCCGGAUGCACUCGCAAACCUCGGUCACGUUCUGGCGCCAUCGCAAGCAGGCCGACCUGGACCUGGCCAGGGGGGAUUUUGCUGCAGCAGCUUCUAACCUGCAGACGUGCCUGUCUGUCCUGGGCCGCACGCUGCCCACCUCCCACCUGGACCUGGCCUGCAGCCUCUCCUGGAACGUGAUCCGAUACAGCCUGCAGAAACUGAGGCUGGUGCGCUGGCUGCUGAAGAAGGUGUCGCAGCGGCCACCCGGCGGCUUCGAAGACGAGGCCAAGACCAGCGCUCGGGACGCUGCCUUGGCCUACCACAAGCUUCACCAGCUGCACAUCACAGGGAAGCUCCCAGCUGGCUCCGCCUGCUCCGAUCUGCACAUGGCCCUGUGUGCCGUGAACCUGGCCGAAUGUGCCGAGGAGAAGAUCCCUCCGAGUACCCAGGCUGAAAUCCACCUCACGGCAGCUGUGGGGCUCAAGACCCGCUGCGGGGGCAAAUUGGGCUUCUUGGCGAGCUACUUCCUGAGCCGAGCCCAGAGCUUGUGUGGCCCUGAGCGGAACGCCGUUCCUGACUCCCUGCGCUGGCUCUGCCAUCCCCUGGGUCAGAAGUUUUUUGUGGAGCGGAGCUGGUCGGUGAAGUCAGCCACCAAGGAGAGCCUGUACUGUGCCCCUCGGGACCCAGCGGACCCCAUUGCACAGGUGCACGAGGCCUUCUGCAAGCACCUGCUAGAGCGUGCUGUGGAUGCCCUGGUGAAGCCGCAGGCCGAGAAGGGCCGAGCUGAGCAGGACGAGGAGACCUGCGAGCUGUCCAGUGCCCUGGAGUAUCUGAAGCUACUGAAUUCCUUUGUGGAUUCUGGGGGGGUUGUGGCCCCGCCUUUCACAAACAGCUCAGUGUUGAAGUCAGCACUCGGCCCAGAUGUCAUCUGCAGGUGGUGGACGUCCGCGGUCUGGAUGACCAUUGGCUGGCUCCAAGGGGACGAUGCCGCCGUGCGGUCACGGUUCGCUGAGGUGGAACGGAUCCCCAAGUCCCUGGAAAUGGCUGAGAGCUCCCUGGUGAAGGCCGUCUUCUACGUCUGCCGGGCCAUGCACGCCUCGCUCUCGGGGAAGGCCGAGGCGCAGCAGAGUUCCUUUGGUCACUGCGAGAGGGCCAGCGGCCACCUGUGGGGCAGCCUCAACGUCAGCAGCACGGCCUCCGAUGCGGGACUCACCCACGUGGUGCAGCUGCUGACCUGUGACCUGCUGCUGUCCCUCCGGACCACCCUGUGGCAGAAGCAGGCAGGCUCCAGCCCAGCCCUGGGAGAGACCUGCCAUGCCUCAGCCCCCGAGCUCGCGGGCUUCCAGAGGGAUCUGGGCAGCCUGCGCAGGCUGGCACACAGUUUCCGGCCGGCCUAUCGAAAAGUGUUCCUGCAUGAGGCCACGGUGCGCCUGAUGGCUGGCGCCAGCCCCACCCGCACCCACCAGCUGUUGGAGCACAGCCUGCGGCGCCGCACAGCCCGGACCACCAAGCACGGAGAGGCGGAUGCCCUGCCCGGGCAGCGGGAACGGGCCACGGCCAUCCUGCUGGCCUGCCGCCACCUGCCUUUGUCCUUUCUGUCGUCCCCGGGCCAGCGGGCGGUGCUGCUGGCGGAAGCUGCCCGCACCCUUGAGAAAGUCGGAGACAAACGUUCCUGCAGCGACUGCCAGCAGAUGCUCGUCAAGCUGAGCGGGGGUACUGCCAUCGCGGCCUCCUAACCCAGCUCUGCCCCCCUCCCCCACUCAGACCCUCUCCUGUCCUGUCCUGAACCCCUGCUUACACCGUCUAGGCCAGGGGCUUGGGGCUCGUGGGCUGCUGGUCAUUGCCACCUCCGCUGCCAGUCUUUGCCCAGCCAUCCCUCCCCUGGGCUCCUUUGGUCUGGGACCACCCAGGAAACUUGGAGAGUUUCAUCUUUCAUUGAGGAAGGAGAUUCUGGUGGUCUGGUGCCCAGGUGGGGGCCUGGAGGAGAGACCGGGGGGCAGCAGGCAAGCCGCAGGGCAAGGGGGUGCGCAGGCACAGGCAGCGGCCCUCCAGGCAUCCCUCGGUCCAUCCAUGCCGGGCCAGGGCAGCUUUGGGCGCCUGUCAAAGUGCGUGUUUUGUAAACACGACGGUUUUUACUCUGGCUUUGUGUGUUUGGUUUGCUGAGCCGUUCGGGGUGCGGUAGCCCCCUCUUUCUCUCGCUCUGUCUCCUCUCCUGUCUCUGACGUAGCUGUUAGUUGUUUGUCCCGUAUUAGAAGUGAUAGCUGUGGGGGGUGAGUGUGGUAGUCCAGAGCCCAGCUCCUGGGGAGUCACAGAAGUGGGGGUGAGGGGGAAGGGGAGGCAGUCCUCAGGGCAAACAUGAAAUAAAAUCGUCUUUUUUUAAUUUUCUAUAAAAAAAAUGGUAUCCUCCUUAAUUGUCUUCCUCCUUCCCUCUCUGUCUCUUUCUUCUGGGCUCUCUCCACUUAGCAGGGCGAUCAGGGUCCGAGUGGAUGCUGAAGGGGGAGGGCACCUUGGAGCGUAGUAGGAUGGCCCCGUGGCACCAUCAGUGGAACCAUCUGCACGGUGGGGCCGGGGGUCUCAUUUCCACUCCUGGGGUGCCCUGGUCCUUAUUCUGUUCUUAGCCCAAAUUCUUCAGUGACUGUGACUGGGCCCUGGUGUGUGCCCAGCUGCCUCCCUGGGCCUGGGCCCCCCCGCCCCAGUCCUCUUGGCUCUAGAAUGGGCCGGAAGGAGGCUGCUCUCAAAGCCCCUCCACCUUCCCCCCCACGCCCAGGAGGAGUGUGCCCAGCAGGGCCCACCUUUUGGGACAAAGAUGCUAUUUUCUUCCUCUCUCAGGUCAGGGCAGCGGCCCAGGGCUGGCUUUGUCCUUGUUGGGGAGGCCAGGGUUUGUGGACCCUCAGAUGGAGCAUCACAGACAUGUCCAACAGGCACUAGUACCGGGCCAUCUUCACCCACAGUCAGAGGGAACCUUUGGGUAGAAGGCCCUUCUGGGCUAGGUUUGUCCCUGUCAUGCUGGAAGGUCUGGCUGUUCUGUGGCUUGGGAGGCCUUGUCUCCUGGCUGCUGGCAGUGACCAAAGGCCCUUGAGAACCACAAACCUGUAGCUUUGGUUUCACCAUGGACCAGACACCUUCCCUGGAGCCUUGGUUACCUGGGGGUCAGUCAGCAGCCACUUCCUAGAGGCCAUUGGGUGUCCUCGGGCUUAAGGGAGGGAAGGAGGUCUGGGCAAUAGUGCCCAACCCCACCUCCUGGGAACAUCUGGAGACAGGACUGGGGCUCAGGGAAGAUUGGAUUGGGCCAGCCCCUUAAAUGAAGGUGGUGGGGUCUGGCCCUUCCAGCAUGGAGGGGACAGUCUCGUGUGGGACCCUUGGCCUUCAUUGCCCUUGAUACUUUGGUGGAGGGUCCAAGCAGAGCCUGCCUGCUACUCGGUAGGCAGAGAUAGAGGAAAUGGAACCUUGUACUGUCCAAGGGGCCGUCCAGGCCACUGGAUGUCCUUGCUGAUUUUUCUUUCUCCUGUCUCAGGCUUCUCCCCAGCCCACUGACCACGUGGAGGGUCUGUGGACCCGUUUGUAUUCUGUGUUAUUUAUGGGUUCAGCGCCAGUCCCAUUGUUUGUUUUAUGUAUAUACAUAUGUGCCUUGUUUGGGGUGGGGGUGGGGGGGCAGGUUUGUGUGUUGGGACUGGGGGGCUGUUUAGCCCCCCCAAGGAAGGCUGGGGGCUCAGCUCCCCAGAGGGACCUUUUUUAUGUUCAGUCAUGCACCUUGUCUGGGGUAGUCAAUAAACACAGCUUGGUCUCACUG